AAGAGAUGAAAGCCGGUGUCUGUAAGCCGGAGACCACUGACAACGCACUGCUCGGCAAACUCGCCGACUGUAAGAAGAAUUUCUAUAACAUUCCCGCCGACAAAAUGGCUGAACACGAGGCCAAAUACGCAGAUAUUAUGAAGGAUUGUGUAAAGGAUGAUGAGUUGAAAGCGUACACCAAGGUCGAUUUGACCAACAACAUCAACAAGUUCACUUUGAUGACUUGGUGUGGGGAGGACUUCAAGAAGUGUAUGCACGAGAAGUGGCAAAAGGCUAAGGAGGCUAAGACCGAGGAAAAGGCUGACCCUGAUCAAAAACAGCAUCCCACCAAGGAGCAAAAGGCUGAAUUCCAGACCUGCCUAAAGAAAGCGAUUAAAGCUUAAAAUUGAAGCUUUAAUAAUGUAUAACUGUAUUUAUAUUAUAAAAUAAAUACUUUAAAUGUAUGUAUUGCAAUGAAUAGUAUGUUCAAUAAAAUUGUUAAAGUAU
Molecule: messenger RNA, 486 nt
Organism: Oppiella nova
Lineage: Eukaryota; Metazoa; Arthropoda; Arachnida; Sarcoptiformes; Oppiidae
Source: the annotation of a GenBank genome assembly